AUGAAUUCGACAGGUGUAAAUGAUUCCGACGGUGGGAAAAUAGUCGAAAAAAAUACAAUCAAGAUCGAAUUAAUGAAAAAUGGAAAUGCCGAUACAGUACCUGAAGAACCUGCAACUAAAAGUGUUAGACGUUGGUUCGUUGUUUUAGCUAGUUUUACAUGUAACGGCCUUAUUUUCGGUUUAAUUAAUUCAGUUAGUGUUAUUUAUAAUGAAUUGCAAAAAAAUUUAGAAAAUGAUGGAGUUGAUAAUGCAGCGACUAAAGCAGUUUCAUGUGUUUGA
Molecule: messenger RNA, 279 nt
Organism: Pediculus humanus corporis (human body louse)
Lineage: Eukaryota; Metazoa; Arthropoda; Insecta; Psocodea; Pediculidae
Exons: 2
Coding region: 1-279 (92 amino acids)
Source: RefSeq, a predicted model, not a curated record